This is a messenger RNA of Pieris napi, 834 nucleotides long. RefSeq names its product transmembrane protein 223. Lineage: Eukaryota; Metazoa; Arthropoda; Insecta; Lepidoptera; Pieridae. Gene Ontology annotation, cellular component: mitochondrion. The coding region runs from base 88 to 762 and encodes 224 amino acids. The transcript has 2 exons. The record is from RefSeq and is a predicted model, not a curated record. Gene Ontology annotation, biological process: nervous system development.
UUUUGAAUUUUUAGAUUGAGGUUAUGUGUAGAAUUUAUAAUGUGAAUUUUGAAUUCCAAAUAAAUUCUAAAGAAGUAAACGAUUAAGAUGUUUUUACCAUUUUCGUUUUCAAUAUUGAAACGAAUAGCUAUUUCCCUUCGACAUUCUCCCCAAUAUUAUAUACAUAAAAAUAAUGGUCAUAGAUUUCGUUCCACUGUUAAUAAACCGAUACAUGAUGUUAAUACCAAAGUAACGAAGGAUGUAAUUUUAUUUAAAUACGAAAACCCAAAGUAUUUUAGGUAUAUGAAUGUAUUCGCUGUUGUGCAAUACAUAUUUUGGUGCUAUUUAGGAGUGUUUGCCUUAAAGAAUUUGAGAGAUGCUCCUGUGGAUUCAUCAAUAAUGAAGGAUGAAGAAACUCCAUGGUUUAGGAAAAUCAAUCUAGGUGAAAAUAAGUACAAGAAUACUUUAGGAGCUAUAGCUCUUCUUGUCGGUACUGGCUCACUGGGGAUGAUAUGGAUGUUUACACUUAAAUCAGUUCGAUAUCUAAUUCUCAACAAAGGUGGAAGACAUCUUACCUUUGUAACUUACACACCUUUUGGAAAGAAUAGAAUUAUGAAAGUUCCUUUAGAGAAUGUAUGUUGUAAAGAAGAUAGGAAGUUUGCUAAAGUUCAACUUCCUCUAAAAGUUAAGAAUCACUCUAUGCAUUAUAUGGUUGAUAUGCGGGGAGAAUUCAAACAUCCUUUGCUUUUUGAUUCAACUGCUGGUCUCUCAAGAAAGUGGUAAACUAUUCACCUCUCAUGUCCUAAGCUUUAGCAUUGAAUUAGGUAUAAAUAUGUAAAUAAAUGUUUUAUUUGA